Messenger RNA from Acanthoscelides obtectus, 251 nucleotides. Lineage: Eukaryota; Metazoa; Arthropoda; Insecta; Coleoptera; Chrysomelidae. The record is from the annotation of a GenBank genome assembly.
UUUUCCUUGGCUAUGGAUCUUGUGAUUGUCCGUAGGUGGUAGACGGUCUCUGACUGUCGAACGCGGAGGUACCACCUGGCGGAUCUCGUAGGCGGAGCUAGAAUGUGUGCAUGUUGCAUGCACACGUGUUCCCUCGCCAAAGUCCGUGUGGCGUUCCUCAUUUCCCAUGUAUCCCCCUAUAGCCCCACGGUACCAAAUGGGUGCUUAGGCCUUAGGCCUUCGUGGUAGUUGGAGUAUAAAAAAAAAACAUG